Molecule: messenger RNA, 386 nt
Organism: Vollenhovia emeryi
Lineage: Eukaryota; Metazoa; Arthropoda; Insecta; Hymenoptera; Formicidae
Exons: 2
Coding region: 20-325 (101 amino acids)
Source: RefSeq, a predicted model, not a curated record
UGUGUGACGUCGGAGGUACAUGACAACGCGGAGAAUCCACGUCCGGACGCGUAAUAAUGGUCGACGGAGCGACCGCAGUGUAAAUUUGACGGGACGCGGGCCUUCGAGAGUGGUUCGUUCCGAACGAGUAGUGAUCGCUGCCGCGUCUCUCAGUGAACCGUCGGAUCGUUUGCCCAGUAACCAUACGCUGCGAGGAUCAUCGAACAUUGGUGCAAGCGGCGCGGAAAGUCCUCGGCGAGGUGAGAGCUUCGAGAGCGAUUUAACAGGAAGGAUCCAUCGUGAGGAUCUCCUCCAAAUCACGUCUUUUGAUAGCGGAUCGCGAUAGCUGCAAAAUAAAGUACCUUGAUUCUUUUCCCCAUGAUUGUGUGAAGGAUCAACGGUGAACG